GGAGAAACAAGUAUAUGGGUCUACAUCUGUGGUCAAAAAUUGUUGGACUAUGAACACACUUUGUAAAGAACUUGAUGACGGCCACUUUGCUGACUACAUAGCAAGUCUGACGCUGUAGGGAGUGAGGCUUGCAUCAUUUCCAAACUCUUUCCGAAUCUUCAGUUGAUUGAAGCAAAGGGUACAUCGUCUUUAACAGCAGACAGGAUACUCGCUCUCCAGAAAUCAAAGACAAUCUGGCAAGAUGGAAGGACUUCAGCUUCGAGUUCUGAGCACUGGAAUUCUUCUUAUGGUCAUCGGUGGACAGAAUAUUGAUCCUCCAAUGCAAAUCAAUCUCACAAUGAACUUGCCUGCGGAAAUAACAUCUCGUAAUUACCCAGCUAAGUAUCCAACCAAUUUCAUCGACACCUGGCUCGUAGUCUCUCCUCCAGACACUCUUAUCAGUGUCAAAGUCUUAGAUUUCCAGACUGAAAUACAUCAAUUGGCGGAAGAUAUUUUGCUCAUUGGGAAUGGUCUGAAUUACACAUCUGAGGAGGAUUACCUUCUUCCUCGAUCAGCUGCUGAAGGUACAGCUGGAAUGGUCCUCAAAAUGAUCUCCUCGGGAUCAGGAAUCUGGCUUCAAUUCCGGAGUGAUUUGUCAUCUGCCAAUGAGAGGGGAUUUCAGCUUCAACUAAACACUAUUAAUAAGACAGAAUCUUGUUCACAAGAGGAGUAUGUUUGUAACGAGAGAAUUACGGUUUGUUUAGAUGAAUCGGUGGCGUGUGACGGUCCACCGCAAUGUAGCAACGGAGCUGACGAAGCCUUCUGUGAACACUGUGGGGAGACAUCAAUCGACCUGUCACAGGGUGUCGUCUAUACUCUCUCAUCUCCCAAACAUCCUAACGAUUUUCCACAUGAAAUCCUUUGCCACUGGUUAAUCAAUGCUACCUCCAUGUCUUCAAUCCUGCUCUCAUUCAACUCAUUCAACUUGGAGGAGAUUGACGAUUUAUUUUCGAUUGGGAUUGGUCAUGAUCCGACCAAUGAAACCUCGACUGUAUUCAUGCGCAGAGGAAACGUCAUACCGAUCACCAUGGCGAUAAAAUCAAAUCAAGUAUGGCUUGCGUUUAAGACAAUGGGAAACCUGUAUUAUCGAAGUCUAAUGCAGGUAAACCUUCAAGAAUUUCAACCUCAAGAGUGUGCUGAUGGACUCACGGCAUGUGCUUCAGGUUUGGAAUGCAUUCGGCAAACAGUCGUCUGCGACGGAUUUCCUGAUUGUUCUGACCAAUCAGACGAGUUCCAUUGUGAGACCUGUUCAGCCGUCACGGACACGUGUUCGUGUUUCCAGCAAUCUUAUGUCUGCAAUGGGGAGAAUGACUGUGAUGACUAUUAUGACGAACUACGGUGUGCUACUUGUGGUAAUCCGUUCAUUAAUCUCACCGAUGGUACUUCAUUAAACUUUACCUCACCCAACUACCCCUCCGUGUACCCUCGAGAGGUUUCUUGCCUCUGGCUUGUUACCGCCAAACCCGACCAUCGUAUCCUCGUCAUCUUCAUUGAUUUCAAACUCAACGUGGAAACACUGUCGCUUGGCAACGGACACCACCCUAGUAACACAUCCAGUUUGAUUAUGCAACGUGCUGGAGCAACGACUCCAAGCAUGAUCACCAGUGAGGGUUCGAAGAUGUGGAUAACGUUUGAAACCUGGAAAAAGAAAAGUCUCUAUCGAGGAUUCGUACUGGAACUUUCACAAUUUGUGACAGUGGAAUGUAACAUUGGGGAGUUCAUCUGUGAGUCUGGUCAUCAGUGUGUUAUGGACUCUGCUCGAUGUAAUGGUGUCGUGGAUUGCUGGGAUUUCUCAGACGAAACUGGUUGCGCCUCGUGUGAUAUCGACAGUCUGCCUUGUAUGAAUGGCUUAUGCGUGGAGCAUGACGGGAUAUGUGACGGUUACGCAGACUGUAGAGACUAUACCGACGAAAUUAAGUGCGGAACGCUUUGUGGCGAACGCUAUGUUUUUCUCACAGCAGAGCAACCGAUAUACCGACUGACUAGCCCUGAUCUCCUUUCAGUUGAUGUGCAAUACCCACCAGGAUACUCCUGCUUGUGGAUCCUAUCGACUGAUCCACAACUACAGAUAGCUCUGAAAGUUGUGGACAUCAGCUUGAGAGGACGAGGUAAGGAUGCUAUCCAAAUUGGAAAUGGUCAAGAUCCUACUGAUUUGACUACUACUAUUGCUAUCUUGGAAGGUAAAGACGACAAAGUGCUACGAGGAAGGAGUUUCAUCUCUUCAGAAUCAAACAUAUGGGUGGCAUUGGUGGCAGAAUCGAAAGAUAUCAAGUAUGCUCGUUGGGGAAUAUUCCACUUGGAGAUAACCCGACACAACAUAUCAGGUGAAUGUGUUAAUGGAUCUUGGUGUCUUCAUGAACCAAUUUGCGUGCCGGACUCAGCCCACUGUGAUGGAAUUUCGAACUGUGGUGAUUACAGUGAUGAACAACAUUGCGAUCACUGCGGAGCGGACAUGAAAGAUGGUAUAAAUGUCACAGACGGCACGCCAUAUCUGUUAACAGCUCGUUUGACCAAUCAAAUAUCAGAGUUUCCUCUCGGCAAGGACUGUCUUUGGAUCAUCACCGCUUUCACUGGUUAUCGUAUCCAGCUCAGAUUCCUUUAUUUAAUACUCAUCUCCGAUUCCUAUUAUUUUAAUGGAAUCCUGGUUGGUGACGGCACCAAUCCAACGAAUCAAUCUAGCUUGUUCUUCAAACAUACCGGCAAGACUGUUCGCGAAAUCGUAACAUCAUUCAGCUCAGAAAUCUGGAUUGUGGUAGAGACAUAUCGAUUACAGUUUGAGGAAGGAUUUUCCGUUCAGCUGACCCAGUAUAAUGAAACAGAAUGUUCACCUGAUCAGUAUGCCUGUCCGUCCGGCUUGUUGUGUAUUGAGUUAUCUCAGCGAUGUGACGGGACACCAGACUGCCCAGACGCAGGCGAUGAAUUUGGAUGUGCUGACUGCUUAUCGGAUCAGCUGUACUGUGAUGCAGGCAGGUGUGUAGAUUUGGAUAGUAUCUGUGAUCGGAGAGAAAACUGUCAGGAUAAACUGGAUGAAAGAAUUUGCGCUCCAUGUGGUGAAAGCAUCAUCAAUCUACCAAGUGACCUCAAUUUGCCAAUGAUUUUCUCCUCUCCAUCUUACUCCAUCGCUGACUAUCCGUCUGAUAUGAAUUGUAUCUGGCUCCUAACUGGCAAGCAUGGCUAUGUUAUUCAGUUGGAGUUUGUUGACUUCAAGACUGAGGUUUACUUUGAUAAAUUCAGUGCGGGCAAUGGUCAUAAUUACACAAAUAUCUCAUCGGUAAUCUUGAAUGGGAUAAGUGGGGAAGAAGCGCCGAGGAUUCUCCUGGCUGAUGAAAGUCGGAUGUGGAUUAGAUUUGCGGCUGAUCAAAGGGUCACGGAUCGAGGAUUUCAACUGUUAAUUACGCAGGUCAAUGGAACAGUUGAAUGCAGAGAGGCGGAGACAAGCUGCCAGUCUGGUUCAGGCUUCAUGUGCUUACGUCACGACUCGAAGUGUAAUGGGAUCGCCUUAUGCCCUGAUGAAUCUGAUGAACAAGCUUGUGGAAUCUGUGGUUCGACCAUCAUCUACUUGUUUGAUACCGAUACUCACAAUCUGACCUCCCCUGGUUUCCCUUCUCAAUACCCGCCUAAUCAACCGUGUAGUUGGCGCAUCCAAACUAGUGAUAAACCUGCUACUGAGGACUCCAAUGCCUGGAGACUCAUGGCUUCCAUACAGACAUUCGACUUGGAGAAUCAGUACGACUAUCUAACGCUGUACAACUGGGACGACGAGAACGGUGACACAGGUUUGAUCGCCAGGUUAACUGGAAACAUCAAGUUGACGACAGUGGUGUCAGCUGGACAUGCAAUGUUUAUCAAGUUCACAAGCGACAACACGGGCUCGGGGAAAGGGUUUAAGAUUCACCUCCAAACUGUUAAUAAAACAAGCAAGUUCUGCACCGGUUCUGACUACGACUGCAAAGGAGAUGAAUUCUGUGUGAGCGAAGACGCCAAAUGUAAUGGCUUCAACGAUUGUCUAAGAUAUCAAGACGAAAUGAACUGCGGUGAAGUCAAGUGUCCAGACAACUACAUGUGUAACAAUGAUAUUAUCAACGAUGAGGAUUUGGUCAACUUUCAAUGCAUCACGCUUGAUAUGGUGUGUGAUGGAAGAACCGAUUGCCCAGAACGUGACGACGAAAUGCAAUGUGACAAAAAGAAAUGUCCAAGUGGCUGCAAGUGUUACUAUGACAAGAACGGGUUGACCAUCAAGUGCCUCGGCUCCUGGGAACAAAGCACAGUAGAUUAUAUAUCCAAGACAGUUGCUACCCUGAGUCUGAAUGAAGGGAAUGUGACUGUAUUAAAGAAAGGAACAUUCAAAGGAAUGAAAUCACUUCGCUCAUUAUCUUUGAGUGACAACAAUAUUGUGAGCAUUGAGACCCGCACAUUUGAUGGUCUGGAUAAUUUGACAUGGUUAGAACUUUCAAAUAACCAUAUCACAGAGCUGGAAAGCUACUCCUUUCAAGAACUCAGCUCACUGGAAGGAUUAACUCUUUGGAAUGUGCCACUUAGGUUGGUCAAGGAUUACGCAUUCACUGGACUGGAAAAGCUCCAAAAACUUGCAAUCAUCCGUGGCAUUGUAGAUGAUCCGAUGAAGGUAACAUCAAAAGGCUUUGAUGGCUUGCCAAACCUGAAAACACUGUACGUUGACGAUCAUCGCCUGUGUUGCCACUUUCCUUAUGUUACCUGCACCUCCUUAGAGCCACGCCCCCCUCUCUUCAUGUGUAGUAACCUCAUGCCCAAUGUCGCACUACGUAUCUUCAUGUGGAUCCUUGGUAUCAGCGCCCUCAUUGGUAACUUGGGAAUCAUAAUUUGGCGAUAUCGAGAGAAAAACAGCAAAGCAAGUCGACAGGUCCAUUCCUUUUUGGUUUUUAACUUGGCAGUAUCAGAUUUCUUCAUGGGUGUGUACAUGUUGAUCAUAGCUGGUGCCGAUGUGCAUUAUGGUGACGAGUAUUUCAUGAAAGCAAGUGAGUGGCGAUCCACGGUAGUGUGUAAGAUAGCAAGUGCAUUGAGCAUCUUAUCCAGUGAGGCAUCAGUCUUCAUCAUCACCGUGAUCACUAUUGAUAGGUUUCUGUGUAUUGUCUUCCCAUUUACUCAGUUCCAUCUCAGACGUCAUUCCUCCCGUAUCACUAUGUUCAUCAUAUGGUGUCUUGCCCUUUCAGUUAGUCUCAUCCCAACACUUCUUGCUGAUCAGGAAUCUAAUGUCUAUGGACUGUCCGAUGUUUGUAUUGGCCUUCCACUGCAGACCAGAGCAACCGACUUUGGAAGCACCACUGAUGAUAUCGAGAGUCCAUUCUCUAAUGAGACAUUUGAAAUUCCAGUUGCUCUGAACUAUCAACCUUCUUGGGUAUUUUCCAUUGUUCUGUUCCUUGGUGUCAACUUUCUUUGUUUCUUAGUUAUCAUGAUUUGUUACAUUGUCAUUUUCAUCCAUGUUCAGUUGUCUCUGAAGCAGGUCAAUCGUCACAUGCAUCGAUAUGAAGAAAUCAAGAUGGCAGGCAAGAUGGCAAUAAUAGUCGGGACUGAUCUCUUUUGCUGGUUGCCGAUCAUUAUCAUGGGUAUCUUAGCACAGUCUGGUGCAGUCACUAUUCCUGUUGAGACAUACGCUUGGAUUGUGGUUUUCAUUCUCCCUAUUAAUUCAUCUCUCAAUCCAUAUCUUUACACUGUAUCAUCAUGCAUUGCUGACCGUAAACGAGAAAACGUGUCCACAGCAACAACAAAACGCAUAGGAACAUUGGCAAUGACAGACCGAGUAAACAAUGGUAGAAGUGUUCACUCACAGGAAAUCAGUGUUGUGGAUUAAAUUAAAUUUGUACAAACAUAAAAAUG
Messenger RNA from Acanthaster planci (crown-of-thorns starfish), 5892 nucleotides. RefSeq names its product CUB and sushi domain-containing protein 1-like. Gene Ontology annotation, cellular component: plasma membrane. Gene Ontology annotation, biological process: adenylate cyclase-activating G protein-coupled receptor signaling pathway; activation of adenylate cyclase activity; hormone-mediated signaling pathway. Gene Ontology annotation, molecular function: protein binding; G protein-coupled peptide receptor activity. The record is from RefSeq and is a predicted model, not a curated record. NCBI's taxonomy places the organism in Eukaryota, Metazoa, Echinodermata, Asteroidea, Valvatida, Acanthasteridae.